UGGCGUUUAUUGACGUCAAUGGGAAAAUGGCGUCCAAUGAUGAGGACUUGUGUACCAGCCACGCAGAUUUCGCCGUAAUAUGUUCCUUUAUCGAGAAAUUCGGAGAGAAGCUAGGGUUAACUCUUCCCAACAUAGGCGAGCUCCAAAGUUCACUAGAAGACACGGAUAACGUUAAUCCCAUCGUCUCACAAUGUGUGAGCCAGCUUCUAAGGCGUAUCAAUAAGUCCGUCAAGUUGGACCGCUGGGAGAGGGGUCUCCAGAGGUUUGCACAUUCCUACUCACAUCAAGAUGGUUGGGAAUUGGAACGUUUUGGCUUCAAGAAAGCCAAAUUGGAAGUUAAGAUUCGUGUUAUAAAGGCUCUCCUUGAGGCUCAGUUUGAUUUGUACAAAAGCUUCAAGGAUAAGGUUAAUGCACUUGGUGCAAAUGAACUUCGUCUACAACCAUGUGGACGAGACAAGAAGGGUGUUUCCUACUGGUGCCAACUGGAUGAGUGUGCCAACCUGCGGAUUUAUUCUGAUGACCAGGAUGAAGAGACCUGGACCCUUGUAGCCAGUACAAGGGAGGAAUUAGUGACUCUGAUUGCAGAACUGGAGUCAGAGUCUCCACCAGGAGCCAGUAGAGAAAUGUCUGUAGAGGGUAGUCAUAGUGGCACUGUUACACCCAUGGGGCUGAGCGAAGCCCCAACACCUGUGGACAGUAAAGCCCCCACCCCUGUUGCCAGUGGUCGAACUUCACCUGUUAUUGACACAGGUCAAGACAAAGAUAAUGAUAAAAAAGACAAAUUAGAAGAGCAAAAGCUGUUGGCAAAAGAAGAGUUGGAGGCCAUACAGAAAAUGGAAGUCAAAGAGGAGGUGACAAAUAUGGAGAUCGAAACUAGAACAGAGUGUAAGCCAGAAAAAGAGAAAGAGAUGCCAGAAGGGGCAGUAAAAGUAGCAGUUGAAGUAUCUCAGCCUGAAGUCUCUAAACACAAAGAUGAAACUGGAACCAGUGAAAAGGUAGCCAGUGGCAUCCCUGGCAAAUGUAGCAUUAUACCUGUACAAAACUCAGAGGAGGUAAAAGAGAAACAAAUUUUGAAAGAUAACUCUGAGAAAAAGGACAACAGAUCAGUAGAAAAUUCUGAUGAGCCAAUACAGAAACGAGUUAAGAAAGAUGACAUGAAGGCUCCAGAGGUCAAAGUAACGGAUGAAGGAAGAGGCACAUUAAAGGCUGAAGGCAGAGAAAGCAAAGAAGUUAAGCAGUUGGCAGAGGAAAAAGCAGGGGACAAAAGGGAAGUACAAAAACUAGGGAAAGUAGAUGAGGAAAAGGUUGUAAAGGAAGAAGUGAAUAAAGAAGAGACUACAGCAGCAAAAGAAAUAAAAGACACCAACGAAAACAAAGAAAAAUUAGAUAAUCAAGUACGUACAAAAAUCAGUGAAAAAGAAGCAGCUACAACAGAGACAGAAGAUAUGACUAGAAGACCAAAGGACACUCAUGAGAAAAUCAGUGAGGUCAAGGGUAAAUUAGAGAAAGUUGCCCCAGAGAACAAGGACAAAGAAGCAUCAGUCAGCCACGAAAAAGCAGAAGACAUAAAGGAUGGUAAUGAAUUGAAGAACAAAGAUAAAGAUGAACACAAAGAAACUCAAAAGAGCAAAGAUGAAUCCAAGGAAAAAGAGCCAAGAAGCAGCAUGCGGGAGGAGCACCAGGGUAAGGGUGUCGCAGCAGGAAGUGUGAAGGCAGAGGUCUUGCCGCCUCAGAAAGAACAACAGCAAGAACAGAAAAAGUCGUCCUCUACUGAAAAGACGGCAGAGACCACACAAAAGAUGGCAAAGAAGACAGAUUUAUCAACCACAGAAAGGAAGGGUGAUGCAAUAACCACACAAAAGAAAGCAGAUUCAUCAACCACAGAAAAGAAGGCAGAUACAGUGGUCACAGAAAAGAAGGCAGAUUCAGUGGCCACAGAAAAGAAGGCAGAAGUAAUGACAGAAAAGAAGGCAGAAGUAGUGACAACAGAAAAGACAGCAGAUGUAUCAACCACAGAAAAGCAGACAGGUGCAAUAACCACUCAAAAGAAAGUGGACUUACCAACCACGGAAAAAAAGGGUGAAGUAACAACCACAGAAAAGAAGGCAGAAGGAAUGACCAUAGAAAAGAAGGCAGAUUUAUUGACUACAGAAAAGAAGGUUGAAGUAGCAACCACAGAAAAGAAAGCAGGUGUAACACCCACAGCAAAGAAGGCAGAAAUAACCACCACAGAAAGAAAGACAGAAGUAAUGACCACAGACAGGAAAGCAGAUGUAGCACCAACAGAAAAGAAGAUGGAUGCAAUGGCCACAGAAAAGAAGCCUGAUGUAACAGCAACAGAAAAGAAAGCAGAUGCACUGACCACAGAAAAGAAAGUAGAUGUAGCACCCAUGGAGAAAAGGACAGAUGUACCAACCACAGAAAAGAAGGGAUCUUUAGCAACCACAGAAAAGAAAGGAUCUCUAACCAUCGAAAAGAAGGCAGAUGUGCCAUCUACAGAAAGGAAGGCAACCACUGAAAAGAAGGCAAAUGUACCAUCUACAGAAAAGAAGGCAGAUGUGCCAUCUACAGAAAAGAAGGCAGAUGUGCCAACCAUAGAAAGGAAGGCAACCACCGAAAAGAAGGCAGAUGUGCCAACUACAGAAAAGAAGGAAGUAGUAAGCACAGAAAAGAAGGCAGAUGUGCCAGCAGAAAAGAAGAAAGAAGUGCCAACCACAGAAAAGAAGGCAGAUCUACCAGCCACCGUAAAGAAGUUAGAUGUAACAACAACAGAAAAGAAACCGGAUGCACCAGCCACAGAAAAGAAGCCAGGUGCAACGACAACAGAGAAGAAGGCAGAUGUAUCAAUCACAGAAAAGAAGCCAGAUGUACCAGCCACAGAAAAGAAGCCAGAUAUGAUGACAACAGAGAAGAAGGCAGAUGUAUCAAUCACAGAAAAGAAGCCAGAUGUACCUGCCACAGAAAAGAAGCCAGAUGUAAUGACAACAGAGAAGAAGGCAGAUGUAUCAGUCACAGAUAAGAAGCCAGAUGUACCAACCACAGAAAAGAAGCUGGUUGUAAUGACAACAGAGAAGAAGGCAGAUGUAUCAGCCACAGAAAAGAAGCCAGAUGUAAUGACAUCAGAGAAGAAGGCAGAUGUACCAAUCACAGAAAAGAAGCCAGAUGUACCAGCCAUAGAAAAGAAGAUGGGUGCAUUGGUCACAGAAAAGAAGGCAGAAGCUACAGCAUCCAGUAAGAAGGAUGAAAGUGUCCCAGAACCCAUGGAUGUAGAUGAUACUACUAAGGCACUAUGCCAGGACAUUGCUGCUAAGAAGACCAUGCUUGUACGUGAAAGAGGGUCUUCACAAGAAGGCCCUGAAAACAAGGAGCGGCCUAAACUUGGAGUAAUCGAAAGAAUUGAAACCAAGAAGAAAGAAAGUGUUUGGGACAAGCUAAACAAGAUGAAGGAAAAGGGGGAGGCAAAAGUUGAAGACACAGGAGAAAAGAAGACAGACAGUUCUAGCUUACCUGUCAGCACAGAAAAACAGCCAAAAGAGAAACAAGAGAACACCAAUCCCAAAAGUGAAGCAUCAUCAAAGCCACCCACCAGUGUCCCCGUGUUCCAGCGUGCUUGGGAGGACAAAGCCACAGAUAAACCAGCUUCUGUGGCCCCAAAGCAGCAACAUGCCCCAAAGUUGAUGAGCAUUGAAUCCUUAGUUGGUCCUGUGAAACCACCUGGCUCUUCCCUUUCUCCUCACGUCCCAGCUGUCAUUCGAUCCUCCUCGGGAGGGUUACCAUCUCUUACAAAGGAUGACACUGUUGAACCACCACAGAAGAAGUUUAAAUUUUCUGAUAUGUCUUCUCUUGAAUCUCACUCUGAAUCUCAUGGAUCAGACUCCAAACCUACCCAGAAGAUCCCUCCUCCCGAUCCCCCACCUCUGCUCUCAUCACAGACUUCUAAGGAAGGAAAGAGUUACACUACACAAGAAAGUGAAAAGGUUGGUAAACCAGAGAGUCAGCCUGGUGAGAAGGUAGCACUUUCCAAAGAUGGUGAUGCAAAGACAUCAGUUCAGUCAAAAAGUCAUGGACAAGACGUACCACCCAAGGUAAGUUGCAAACCUGGGGAUGGUGAAAACAAAGAUGCUACCAAAAGUCAUUCUAGUGUUGAUAAGCUACAGGGAAGCACAGACAUAAAUAAAGGCAAAAGUGGAGAUGUUAGCACCACUAAAGAAACAUCAAAAAUAGACACCAGCAAUGUUUCAAAUACUAAUGAAGCCAAGGAGAAUGAAAGAAAAUCUUCUGUGAAGAAUUCUAGUGAAAAGUCUCCACAGGAUCCAAAAGAGGACUCUUCCAGCGCAACAAUUGAAGAACCAGUUAUGCUGAUUAAAGGUGAUGGAGAAGGGGCAAUGUGUGAGGCAGGGAAUGAGGCACUUUUAACACACGACACAUGUCCUUCGGGGACACGGCCUUGGUGGGAGCACUUUAGUGAAAAUAAUAGCACCACAAAAAAUUUAGUAGGUGAGGCAGUUGAGGAAGAGGUCAUGUAUUUCUGGGGGGAGGGCACAGGAGCUGAAUGUGAAGCUGGAAACAAUGGUGAUGAAACAGAAUCCAAUACAGAAACAAGCAAACAAGGGGAGGGUGCAGGGAGUGGGGGUGCCAUCACAAAUGACAGUCAGAGAAAUACUUCUACUGCUGAUCUUAAGCCUUCAAAAGAAAUGGAGGGUAUAAAGUCUGAUGGGGAAAUGAAAACAGUGGAUGGGGUGUGUGAAGGGGACGAGGCCAAAGUAAAUGGCCUCAGGACUGUGGAGUCAGUUGAGAAAACAAGUGAUAAAACUACAUUGCCAGAGGUGCGAUCAGAAGUGCUUGGUGAUAAUAAACAUGCCAGUGUUAAUGGGAAGAAGGUCAGUGAAGAAAAUAAUGUACGUGUUGAACAGCCUGAUGGACUGCCGGUGAAAUCAAGUGAAAGUUGUGAGAAAAAGCAGACACAGGAGGUAGAAAAGAAAGAAAGUACCGAGGAAAAUCCGAGUGACAAUGUAGAGCAGGACACUGAAAGGUGCAGUUCUAAUGUGGGUGAUGAUGCAAAAGCAGAAGGGGAGAAAGUUAAAUCAAAUUCAAACAAAAAGGAAAGUGGGAAGACCAAACAGAAAUCUGUAAAGAAGAAGGAGUUUGAAAAAACUGAAGAAGGAAUGGAAGAAGAGGAGGAGGUAGAUGAGGAAGAGGAGGUGGAUGAAGAGGAGGAAGUGGAGGGGGAAGAGGAGGAGGAGGGAGAGGAUGAAGAAGAGGAAGAUGAAGAGGAGGAGGAGUCAGGAGAGGAGGGGGAGGAAAGGAAGGAAAGAGGGACAAAGAGCAAAAGGAGACUUAAAGGAAGACAUGAGUCAUCUCAUGGAAAGAAACGAGGUCAACAUGAUUCUGCAGCUACUAAGAAGGGAACUAAAAAAAGGGGUCGGGGCCGUCCACACAAGAGAAGUAAAGUACAGCAGGAAAGUGAAGAUGAGGGGGAUGAUGAGGAAAAUGAUCUUGGUCUUGAAGAAAGUUAUGAGCAGCUAGAGGAGGGAGAGGAUUCAAGCCACACUGGACCCCCUGCAAAGAAGCGACGGCAGCGAGGCAAGGGCAGCACAGCAAGGCCGCUGCCUGAUGCUCCGAGGCAAAAGUCUGCCCGUAUUGCCAAGAUCCGGGAGAAAGAGGAGCAAGAGAGAAGAGAGCUGGAAGCAAUUCGCCUGAAGCAGUUGGCCGAGGAGAAUCGUUUGCGUGAGAUCAAGAAGAAGGCCCGAGAGGAGAGGAGGUCUUUGAGGGAGAUGAAGAAGGGCCGACGUGAGAAAAAAGAGAAGAAGGACAGGGAAAAGAAGAAACGAAAAAAGAAAAAGCGUGGAAAAAAGAAGAAAACUCCUAGUGACCCAUGGGCCCACUCUUCCACUUCCUCAAGCUCUAGUUCAGAGGAGGAAGAGGAAGAUCUGGAUGAUGAAGAGGAAGAAGAUGAGAAGCUGAUAUUCAAGAGCGACCAUGAAUUCUCCCCGGAGUCAGAUAUUGAGGAGGAUGCACAGCCCAUUAAGAGAGCACGAACAGCUAAGAAAUUAACUAGUGAGAGUGAGGUUGAAGAGGAAGGUGCUGAAGAAGAGGAGGAAGAUGAGGAUGAGACUCAGUGCACUAAAUGUGGCCAUGAUGACCAUCCUGAGACUAUCUUAUUGUGUGACAACUGUGAUGCUGGCUGGCACUUGUCUUGUCUGAGACCCCCCCUCCUCAGUGUACCAGAGGGAGACUGGAUCUGCCCAACUUGUGAACAUGUACAACUUGUGAACAAGCUACGAGCCCUACUGCAGGAAUUUGACGAGUGCCAGAAGAGAGCACAGAAUGAGGAGCUGCGGCGACAGAGGCUUGCAUAUGUCAAUGUUUCCCUUUCAAAUGUAAUAAGUGAUGGGAAGAAAAAGAAAAAGAAGCAUCGAGGUGAAGGAGAAGAAUUUGACGAUGAUGACGAUGAAGAGUCGGAUUCUGACUCUGACAGUGAUGGCUCUGAUAGUGACAGUGAUGACAGCAGUGAUUCCUCAAGUCAGUCAUCAUCAGACUCUACAGCUCCCUUGUACACCUUAAGAGCUCGCAGUUCACGCACUCUGAAAGAGCAGGUCGAAAACUUUGAUGAAAUGAUCAAUGAAGCAAUACGGGAUGAAAUGGAGGCUGCAGCUGGUGCAGGGAAUGCUGGUAGAGGUAAAGACAUUGAAAACAUCAUACAGGCUAAUGAGGAAGAGUUGGCAGAGCAAAAUGAAAAUCCUUUUGAAGAGGAGGAAGAACCUGAAGAAUUGAAUAAAAAUAAAGAAGACCUUACUCCUCAAGCAACAAGAGAAGAAUGUGAAGGGAAGAGGGAAAGAGAAGGGGAUGAGGAUGAGGAUGAAGAGGGGGUUAGUCCUAAGAGAAAGAAGCCCAAACCAACAGAGGAAGGCAGUGGUGAUGAUGCCAACUACAAAGUCAGUGAAGAGGAUCAAGGGGACUCUGAUUCAGAGGAAGAUAUUAAAAUAUCAAGAAGACAGCGGCAGCAGAUGUUGAACAUAUCAGUCAAGAAGAGGCGAAGGCUUACUGACUUAGAUGCUGAGGAUGACGAUGAUGCCAGUGAUGAAGAUUUUAUGAACUCCAGUGAAGAUGAAGAUGAUGAAACAGAGGAAUCCCUGGACUCUUCCUCCUCCAUCUCCACUGAACUGGAGAGUGACGACUCUGACGUGGUAGAUAUGAAACGUCGACGAAGCAGUCGCUAUGAGAAUUUACCAUUGAGACGAUCAGCACGUAACAGAAGAAGCCGCCCUGGAGAUGAAGACAGUGAUAAUGAGGAACGAAUUUAUAAAAAACAGAAGAACAAAAAGAAGAAAAAGCGAAGACACAGCUCAAGUGAAGAGGAAGAAGAAAGUUCAGACAGUGAUGGAAGUUUCCAAAAGAAGAAAAAAGUGAGACGAAGAAAGAAACCACCUUCAAAACUAAAAGGAAAAAAGGGCAUCAAAGGUAGAGGUGGAAAGAAAGUGUCUAAGGCCAAACCCAAGCCCAAGAAACAGACAGAUGGAGAUGGUGAAGAAAAUAAGAAGCCCUCUAAGCCAAGAAUUAAAUAUGCAAAACCUCCAAAAGCUAAGCCAGAGGAUGGUGAAGAGGAAGUGGCACAACGCAGGGUAACGCGUGGAAGACAAGUCAACUAUUACGAUGCUCUCAUGAUGUCUGAUGAAACAGAGGAGGAGGAGCCAAAGAAGAAGUGGAGAGGGAAAGUUAUGAAGGGUGAGCGAGUGCCAACUGAAAGCAGCGAGUAUGAAGCUUCUGAUGAUGAGAGGAUGAAGCGCCGAGGUGUUAGUGGAGGACUUGGACGAGGCAAAGUUAUGAAGGGUGAAGAAGAAGACGAAGACAAACAUGAUAAAGGCAAGAAAAAACGAGGACGCCCAAAGAAGGGGGAAGAGCUCCUUGGCAAACCUUCCAUUAUUAAAGUGGCUGCCUUAGAAACCACUAAACCCCCAAUAAUUAAUCCUGUACAGUCCCUCCCUGCUUCAACAACUGUAACAUUACUUCCUGCAAAGAUUAACACUGUUGCACCUGUAAUUCCUACUAAUACACAGACUGUAGUUACAACCGCCCCUGCUGUUCAGGUUACACCCAUACUGUCUGCAGCCAUAUCUUCUCCAGUCAGAGCAGUGCCCACACCACCUGCCCCAGCACACAUUGUUUCAGCUGAUUCACCCUCACAUAAUACUCCAGAGCCAGCCGCUGGCACCCCACCAACCACGCCAGCACCUGCAGCACCUACCAAAGGUCUGUCAAUUACUCCAGUAAGUAAUGUAGGAAACAGUAGCCCAAUCCAUCAACCAGUUGGCAAAUGGUCACCUCACCUGUCAGGAGUUGGAGGAACUCCUAGUACCCCUCCAAGGUCUGGAGGUGCCCCUGGGGCAGCCACUCCUCCUCGCCCUGGUCUCCCUGCUGCUCCUGUCACUGCUUCACCACCACCACCUUAUCGAUCAUCUCCACUUCCCAUGACUCAGGGUGGACCAGGUCUACCCCCAUGCAGCUCAGCCCCGAGCAAUAUUCCACCUAGUGGCCCUCCUCCUACCACAUCUACAUUAUCUCAAGUGUAUGCCCCUUACAGACCCCCACCAGAACAUUUCCCUGCCCACCCGGCCUUUCCUGGCUAUGCACCCCCUGGAAGGCACUCUCCAAGCCCCCACACACCCUCUCGUCACCCUGCCCAUCUCCCACCAGGACACACAUUACCCCGUAUGCCUCCAAAUUAUGGUCCCCCACCCCUUACAAGUGUACCUGGUCAAGGGCCAUAUCCCUCCAGAGGAAUUCCAUCACACCCAGGAGUUUUACGGGGCCCCCCUCAUGACUUGUACAGAGCAGCCCCAGGUAGCCUCCCGGGGCAUGGCUCCCCUAGCCACCCAGGACAUCCUCACCUCAUCAUGAAACCUGGUUACCCAGGGCUAGAACCACUCCCCUACGCAGGCUCUCCAGGGCCAAGUCCUCUCAGCUUGCACCAGAGCUCACAGGGCUCCCCUGCACAUCAUUCGCCCAGUGAAGACAGUAAAGAGGAAACGCAUCCUUCGGGCAAAGGUCCCGGGGAGUUCAGCAGUGGCCUCAUGUCCUACUUCUCAAGCCAACGUGAUGAUGACAUUGAGUGAUAAAAAGCAACAGUGGGUUGGACUGGGAAAAGUGGCAGUUCAAUGAACUUGUAUUUACUCCCUAAUAUUUUUGUAUUCUCAUUUUGUAAGGUCUUGACCAGAGCCGCAUGUUACAUGUUGACAUAGUAUGUAUGCAGCAAGUCAAAAUAGUGCAACAAUUGAUCUUUGAGGUCUCAUCUGUGGUAGAAAUGCGAAUUCUCUUGGGUUGAAGCACAAAUCAGUUACCUUACUGUCAAGAAUUUGAGACCAAUCACAUACCUGACAUAAAUUAUUAGGAAGCAGAGAUAUUUUAGAUAUGAUUUUUUUCUUAUAUGUUGUAGUGCUGUACAUAAGCUUUUUGUAUUUCCUUCUGAGGAUUCUGUAAAAUAAUGUGCAAAGUUACAAAGCUAUAAUAAAACUUAAAUAAAUGUA
Messenger RNA from Eriocheir sinensis (Chinese mitten crab), 9524 nucleotides. Its product is annotated as remodeling and spacing factor 1-like. The coding region runs from base 27 to 9113 and encodes 3028 amino acids. The transcript has 19 exons. Gene Ontology annotation, biological process: regulation of DNA-templated transcription. Lineage: Eukaryota; Metazoa; Arthropoda; Malacostraca; Decapoda; Varunidae. The record is from RefSeq and is a predicted model, not a curated record. Gene Ontology annotation, cellular component: RSF complex.